Apaloderma vittatum (bar-tailed trogon) is the source of this 1004-nucleotide messenger RNA. RefSeq names its product active breakpoint cluster region-related protein-like. The record is from RefSeq and is a predicted model, not a curated record. The annotation marks the transcript as partial. Gene Ontology annotation, biological process: positive regulation of GTPase activity. Gene Ontology annotation, molecular function: GTPase activator activity. Gene Ontology annotation, cellular component: membrane. NCBI's taxonomy places the organism in Eukaryota, Metazoa, Chordata, Aves, Trogoniformes, Trogonidae. The transcript has 9 exons.
CGUUGCUGUACAAACCCAUCGACCGGGUGACGCGGAGCACCCUUGUCCUGCACUGCCCUUGGGUUGCUUACCUGUGUCUGCCCCAUUCCACCCCGGCCGACCACCCUGACUAUCCACUGCUCCAGGAUGCCCUCCGUAUCUCGCAGAACUUUCUCUCCAGCAUCAAUGAGGACAUCGAUCCCCGGAGGACAGCAGUCACUACCCCCAAGGGGGAGACCCGGCAGCUUGUCAAGGAUGGCUUCUUGGUGGAGCUGUCGGAGGGCUCACGGAAGCUGCGGCACGUCUUCCUCUUCACUGACGUGCUGCUCUGCGCCAAGCUGAAGAAGACAGCAGUGGGGAAGCACCAGCAGUACGACUGCAAGUGGUACGUGCCCCUGGCCGACCUGGUGUUCCCCUCACCGGAGGAGUCAGAGCACUGCCCGCAGGUCCACGUCAUCCCUGACCAUGAGCUGGAGGACAUGAAGAUGAAGAUCUCCGCCAUCAAGAGCGAGGUGCAGAAGGAGAAAGCCAACAAGGGUCAGAGCCGGGCCAUCGAGCGCCUCAAGAAGAAGAUGUUUGAGAAUGAAUUCUGGCUGCUUCUCAACUCGCCCGCCAUCCCCUUCCGCAUCCACAACCGCAACGGGAAGAGCUACCUCUUCCUGCUGUCGUCUGACUACGAGAGGUCCGAGUGGAGGGAGGCCAUUCAGAAACUGCAGAAAAAGGACCUCCAGGCCUUUGUCCUGAGCUCGGUGGAGCUGCAGGUGCUCACAGGGUCCUGUUUCAAGCUACGCACUGUCCACAACAUCCCGGUCACCAGCAACAAGGACGGCUACUUUGUCAGCAAAGCCAAGACCAGGGUUUUCCGUGACACCACUGAGCCGCAGUGGAACGAGGAGUUUGAGAUUGAACUGGAAGGCUCACAGUCCCUGCGCAUCCUCUGCUACGAGAAGUGCUACGACAAGACCAAGCUCAACAAGGACAACAACGAAAUCGUGGACAAGAUCAUGGGCAAGGGGCAGAUCCAG